Messenger RNA from Dunckerocampus dactyliophorus (ringed pipefish), 4940 nucleotides. RefSeq names its product erythroid differentiation regulatory factor 1 (gene edrf1). Lineage: Eukaryota; Metazoa; Chordata; Actinopteri; Syngnathiformes; Syngnathidae. The transcript has 24 exons. Bases 374 to 4069 code for a protein of 1231 amino acids. Gene Ontology annotation, biological process: positive regulation of DNA-templated transcription. The record is from RefSeq and is a predicted model, not a curated record.
AGAAUGACGUUAUCAAAACCGGAAGUUGUCGUGUGUUGUCAUAAGACACAUUAGUGACUGGCUGCUGUUAAGGGGGAGGAGAAGUUGAAGUAAUUAUUUUGGGACUUCGUUUGACUGAAGUUGCCAGCAUAAAAGAAAAGACGACUCAUUUACCGUUCUAAUCUGUGCAUGUGGUAUUUUACCACACUUCAUGGCGUUUCAUGUCUAAAGUCGCGGUGCUGUCGAGGCGCUAGCUAGCUAGCUAGCUAGCUAAGCUAAGCUAAUAAAAGUCAGCAACUUCAGCGACACACAUUGAAAGUGUCGCUGAAGGUGUUGUCCAUGGACUACCGACGCCGGGGAAAGCUUGCCUAGUUCUCUGUAUGUGGUUGGUCGUAUGUGCAUAAUGAGUGAUUCAAAUGGGUGCAGAGAGCCUGGAAUCCCGAGGGAUAAUGCCCAAGACGACAGCAAGCAAGACUCAGCCAUAUGUUCGAGCAGCAGUGAAAUCAAAAGCCGGGCUGUUGUCAAGUACUGUGCAGCCCCACCUCCAAGCGCAUAUGCCUUGCUGCAGGAGAAGACAGACCUGAAGCUGCCACCUGCCAACUGGCUGAGAGAGAACCCCCAGCUGGGCAGUGCUGGCACCACAGUGUUGGGCUCCAGCAGCAAGGGCAAGCCAUUUUCAAGUUUUGGUAUGGCGUAUGAUUUUAUUGACUGCAUCGGGGAUGACGUUGAUGUUGUGUCAGACUCGGAGAACAUCAAGAAGCUCUUGAAAAUCCCCUACAGCAAGUCCCAUGUCAGCAUGGCCGUCCAUCGCGUGGGUCGCACCCUUCUUCUGGACGAGCUGGACAUUCAAGAGCUCUUCAUGAGAUCCUCUCAGACAGGAGAUUGGACGUGGUUAAAAGACUUUUAUCAGCGGCUGAUGGAUCAGAAGUGGCAGCGGAAAAAGAAGAGCAAAGAGCAUUGGUAUCAGAAAGCGAUCCUGUCUAAGUUCCUCUACUACAGUAUUAAUGGCGACUGUGCCGCCGAGCCUGUAGAGGACACCUUGAACGAUGGUGAUGAGGACAGUGGGGCGCAGGAGUUCAGCUCUUCGUGGCCCACCACCUUCUCCAGCUCGGACGCAGAGGAAGAGUCUGCCUGUAAACAGGAAAGUGUUCCCAUGGACAGCAAGUACGCUCUGGGCCAGGUGACGGCGGUGCCACAAGAGCAAAACCUGCCGGCGCUCUUUAACGAAGGAGAGAACAGUCAGGGUUUGAGGAACGACUUUGUGCGAAACAUCAUGUGGACCUUUGAGGACAUCCACAUGUUGGUUGGCUCCAACAUGCCUAUAUUUGGAGGGGGGCGCUAUCCAGCCGUCAGCCUUAAACUCAGGGACAACAAUAAACCGAUCAAUAUCCUGACAGGUAUUGACUACUGGCUCGACAAUCUGAUGUGUAACGUUCCAGAACUCGUCAUGUGCUUUCACGUCAACGGCAUCGUUCAAAAGUACGAGAUGAUAAAAACAGAGGACAUCCCCCAUUUGGAGAACUCUACUUUUUCCACAAGGGUGGUGAAAGACAUCGCACAGAACAUCCUCUCGUUCCUCAAGUCCAACUGCACCAAAGAGGGUCACACCUACUGGCUUUUUAAAGCUAGUGGGAGCGACAUCGUCAAACUUUACGAUCUUACAACGCUGUGCGAGGAGGCCGAAGAGGAGAAAAGCCACAAUCCGUUCACGCUUCCUGUGGCCGUGUUACUUUACAAAGUGGCUUGCAACCUGAUGCUCAAGGCCAGCGAAAACAGAAAACACUACGGCACAAUCCGAACUCUGCUUUUAAACUGCGUCAAGCUUCUGGACCAGGACCGGCAUCCCCAGAUCAUCGCCUCAGCCCACUACAUGUUGUCAGAACUCUUCCAGCUGGAUGAACCUCAGGAGGACGACGACGGAGGCGAGUCGCUCCGGGCUUGCGGCUCAGAGGACAGCUACAGUAAUGACGGCCGCGAAGAAGACGAGGACCUGGAGGAGGACAGCGACGACAGCAGUUCAGGCAGUAACAGCCCUCAGGACGACAGUAAAGCCGUGGCUGUCAUCCGCUCUGUAGGAGAACUAUCCGUCCCGGAGAAAUACAAAUCCACUCAGCUGAUCCGACCUGGUUGCGCUUUCCCUGUUUCACAAGACAAAGAGGAGCGAUGCAGACACGUCCUGAACUACGUAUUAAAGGGACUAAAGGCAGUGGAUGGGAGCAUCAAAAAAGAGAGCGAUCUCCCAGCGGUAGACCCAAACAUACCAAUCCCCCUGAAGUAUGAGGACAGAAGUGCCGGUAGAGGCUGUGCUGCAGAGAAAGGCAUCUCUCCUCUCCUUGAAAGAGUAGGGCCCUUGCAGGCAGACCAGAAGCACCCAACACGCUCAGGGAUGAUUCCCGGCACGUGGCAGCACCAAAUGAAGCUGCAGCUCUUCCUCAAGGCCUCCAAGGCGUACUACGUCUUGUCUGAUGCUGCCACCAACCUGCUGAAAUACGGCCGAGCCUUGCGCUACAUCAAGCUGUCUCUGCAGUGUUAUGAUGCCUAUUGUUGCAUUGGCGGCGCUCUGCACCCGCAAGUGCUUCUGUUCCACAGCCAGUGCCUCUCUCUGUGUGGAGACAUCCAGCUGAUGUUGGCCCAAAAUGCCAACAACAGGGCCGCUUACCAGGAGGAGUACAGCUACCAGACCAAAGAGGACCAGGAGAUCCUACACAGUCUGCACCGGGAGAGCAGCUGCCAAGCCUUUAACAUGGCGACAGACCUGGCCAUGGACCCCGAGUAUCAGCUGUUUGUGAGCAGCAAGUGCUACGAGGCCGCCUACGAGCUGCUCGUCUCGCACGCUUUGAAAGAUGACGCGUCUGAUCAGCUGGCUCAGGUGCUCAAACGGCUGGGAAACAUCCGCAACGAGAUGGGAGUCUACUACAUGAACCAGUCGGCGACCAUGCAGACUGAGAAAGUGAAGACCUUUGUGUCGAUCGCAGAGCAGGAGCUGUGGAAAAAGAGUUUUGCCUUUUUUGAGAAAGGCAUGAAGGACUUUGAGGCCAUCGGGGACAGCACGAACAAGGCUUUGCUGCUGUGCAAUACAGGCAAGCUGAUGAGAAUCUGUGCUCAGGCUCACUCUGGCGUCCCUGCGGACGACAACAGAGGGGAGUUUUCCCCUGAAGAGGCUCUCUACUACCACAAGGCUAUAGACUACUAUCUGCGGGCCAUGAGGUCCCUGUCAUGCAGAGAGAACCACCAGGGCGUGUGGGACAGCGUCAACUGGGAACUGUCCACUACGUAUUUCACCCUGGCUACGCUUCUGCAGGACUACGCUCCGCUUUCCAGGAAGGCUCCGGAGCAGAUCGAGCGGGAGGUGACCGAGUCCAUGAUGAAGUCCUUGAAGUACUGCGACCUGCAGACCGAGUCGGCCCGCCAGCCACUGUACCAGUACAGAGCCGCCACCAUCCACCACCGCCUGGCCUCCAUGUACCACAGCUGUUUCCGCAACCAGGUAGGAGAUGAACGCUUAAGGAAGCACCAUCGCAGCCUGGCGGAGCUCCACUACAGCAAGGCCAUCUAUUUGUUCCUCAGCCUCAAAGACGCACCCUGCGAGCUGCUCCGCGCACUUCUGGAGAGGGUGGCCUUCGCCGAGUUCACUAUGGCGGCUCAGAACAGCAGCGCCGCGAAGCUGAAGAGCUUGACUGCAGCUCUUGACAUCAUGGCUGAGACUCGCUUUGCUUUUCAGAUGAUUCAUGCAGAAAUGCUGGAGGAGCAGAGCGAGGGAAGCCACGCAGAUAUUUCGCCGUCUUCUCCUGCUGCAGCCGACUGCUCGGCAUCAGGACUGAACCUCCAGGAAGUGACGAAGCUGAUCGUUCUGUUCGAGUCGCGUUUCUCCGACCUGCUUCUCCAGCUAAUAAAAGUCAUGGCUAAGACCAAACGGAAACCCAGCAAAAGCCACGAGGAGCUCCUGAAAACCUACAAGAACAUUUACUCCAAGCUGCUGCGCUGCGACAAAAACAUGCCUCUGCUCGCCCGAGUCCAGCUCUACGCUGAGCUCCUGCAGCUUCUGACGACGCAAACUGGACGAGACGACGACGCUGAUAUGGUGUCGUGACAUCAGUAAACACGCCGUGACGACUUGAAGAUGAACUGGUCACUUUGACACCAGCAGCAUUUGGAAGGCUACUCUUUUUAUAUUUUUGAUAUGCAGAGCUUACAUGGAUGCUGUAAACAUCAACCAAGCGUGUCUGCUUUUUUAAACAUUUCAACGCAACAGUGCAAUUGUCUAAAUGUGUUAUAUACAUUAUAAAUAAGGGCAUGCUUGCUGUGACAUGGAAAUUAAAAAACGUAUGCACCUUUUCAACGCUUCUCCAACCUCCUAAUUAUCGUCAUGAAUUAUUUUUGUUUACAUAUGAACGCCAUCUGUUAGCAGAGUGAUCAUAGAUUACAUUUCGUGCAGUGACUAUUUAGUCCAAUAGAGGGCAGUGUUGAGACAAUACUAGAGGAUAUGUCGGAGGGCUUUGUAUCACUAGUUCGUUCUGGAGACGCUUAACGCUGUACAUACACUUGCUCACUUUAACUUCAUCAGCAAGUACAAUCACUGCAUCCUUCGCAACACUUCCUACACUGUGUCUCACUUGAACCCCUCCCCCAUGCAACCUGUGUUAACGCGGAACAUGACUGCAAUCCUAUACCUGGCUUGUAUUAAUACUCUUUUGGAAAGGUGGCAGUGUGGGACACAAACAAGGUACGCUAAUUUUACGUGAUCUUUUAUGUAAAUAAACCACAUUUUAGGAUGUACAAACUGCUGUACAUGAAAGACAAGAAAGCAUCAAAACACCGGAGACACUGAAGGUACGAAGUGGAGGUAAACGAGAAAACAUAUUGAGGAAAAUGACACCAUACUUUCAUACAUACGCCUUAACAGCCUUAAUAAAUAAAAUAACUGAACUUAACUUUUACAACUUUUUUUCUGCUCACUUAAA